Messenger RNA from Symbiodinium pilosum, 4993 nucleotides. NCBI's taxonomy places the organism in Eukaryota, Dinophyceae, Suessiales, Symbiodiniaceae. The record is from the annotation of a GenBank genome assembly.
GCGGAGACGAUUACAUCCACAUAUGUCGACAAUGUGGCCAUCAUUGGAGGCACCAAGUCUAAUGUCGAGAACCGUGUGCACCUGGCUGGCAUUGCGCUUGCUCGGCGGGCGAAGGUCGACAUGGGUGAUUCUGCCACACGGGGGUACGCCAUGAUGACCAGUUGGGCUCCACCGGACAAGAUUCGUGCAGCGCGCCGCUUCCGAGAAAAGUGGCGCUAUGUACCGAUGCCGGACUCGCUGAGGGAGAUCAUGCAAAAGGAGAAGAACCCUAUGAAAGACUCGAUUGUUUACGACUUCGGAGUCUUGGAGGAUGGGGUACGCUCCACCUGCCCUUCAAGGAGUGCAGACGGGUUGGGCCUGGGAACUCAAUAUGCAAAAUGGUUGCAGGAAGCUUUGCAGGAGGGAUCAUGGUUGAGAACAAGUGCCAUGGUUUCACAGUUCCGAGCCAAAAAGACCAUCCGAGAGGAUGUUGAGUUUCCUGCUUUGGUGCCGCCGCUUGAUCCUGAGCUUGUCGAUGAGAGGAAGUUCACACUGCUUUGGGCGAAGUCUUGGAAAAAUUCGGCCGAACAUAUUGGCAUGAAGGAAGCAAGAGUAGCUCUCAGUAGCUUGAAGCGCACAGCUCGGGUCGCCUCCUUGGCCGGUUUGAAGAAGCUCACCCUUUCUGACAACCUCCCCGCAGUAUUGUGCUAUGAAAAGGGCAGAUCCUCUCGGCCAGGUCUAAUUCGACUAUGUCGGAUCGCUGGGGCAAUCCAGGCUGGUUUGGGUAUACGUUGGAGGUUACGGCAUAUUGAAACAAAGCGGAACCUAGCUGAUGCUCCCUCCUGCUGGUUUGAGGGCAAGAGAGUUGAUGCUGCAGUUCGUGGCGCCAAGACAUCCACGCAUACCUCAGUGAGCAGUUUAGGAGAAGGAAUUGAUGGUACCAAUCAGGCAGUUUCCAGCAGAGAUUUGAAUUUGACGCCGCAUGACCUUGUCCAGCUUAAUUUGUUUGAUGCACUUUGCGACCCUUCAUCAGAUGGCGGAGGUGAAGAACGCUGUGGAGAAUGUGGUCACACCGUGGCCGAAGCCCCUCACAUGAGGUUGCACGUCUAUGCCAUGCUCAUGAUCUACACUGGCACCGCGUCGGGCUCCAGACGUAGACGAUCGCUGUGUGCUGCCAUUGAAGUGGUGCCGUUAAAGAAGCUCAGGGUGUCGCAGUUGAAGCCCCAAACUCAAAGGCUGUACAAUGAUGCAGUUACAGAGUUCGAGGCGUGGUGUAAGGAUCAGCAGAAAUCAAUGAGAAAUCACAAGGAUAUAGAUGAAGCUUUGACCCUCUUCACACAGGAGCUCUGCCAAGAUGCAAGAUGUUUCACAGAUGCUAGUUAUGCAGUUUUUGGCUGGAUCGCGUUGCGGUCCACCUUACACAUGGCCGAAAAGGAGCAACUGCCGUUCGCUAAGCAAGCCCUCAAAGGCUGGCGGUCUCGGUUCCCGAUGCAAUCGAGAGCUGGCGUAGAUUUGAAGCUCUGGGACCUGAUAGCGCUAGAAUGCGCAAAUCAGAGACACCGUGAGACGGCGGCUGCAAUCCUCAUACAGGGAGAUACCUACCUUCGUCCGUGUGAAAUUCUGGGCUUGAAAAGGGCUAACGUGCUCCAACCACAGGCAGUGAGACGAGCUGAGGUUUGGGGGGUCGUCAUUGCUCCUUUUGAAGGGGGAGUACCGACAAAAGCCGGAGAGUUUGAUGACGUGGUCCUUCUGAACUCAUCUGAUCGGCGGGAUACUAAUGCGGUGAUGAAAGCAAUAUAUGUGGCUUCUAAGAACCAUGAGUUGCUCUUCCCCAACCUCACUUACAAAAAGUACUGUGAACACAUCGCUGAAGCGGCAAUCCGAGUCGGCCUCAAAGAUCUCAAGCUCACCUCCCACAUCCUCAGGCAUUCUGGCGCGUCGCAUGAUGCUUACCACCAACUGCGGGACUUUCAAGCAAUACAAGAACGCGGGAGUGCGAAGCCAGCUAAGAAUGCCCUGCCCCAAUGGUUGGCGCUGUACACAGUGCUAUCAGGGAAGACCGAGCAUGCUGAAGUUCGGAUGUUGUGCCGGGCCACCGACUUGCAUGAAAACUGGGCCGGGGCGUCCCCGGCCGAGCUGAGCGAGUGUGACCAGUGGCCGACAUUUGAUGGGCAGUGCUGGGGAGGCUUUGCUGCCCGAGCUGCGGCUGCAGAAAGGGUGGUUGUUGCAGGUUCCAGCGUCCUUAAGCAUCCUGUCCCAGACAGAGUCAGUGAGCGUGCGGGAAACUUGAUUGCAGGUUUGCGCAUCCAGGUCUCUGAAGCCCCCAGGAUACCGCAGCAAGACGUUGAGGAGUACGAACCUGAACCUUCUGAUCACAACGUCGAGCCUGAGAGAGGCAUGCCUGGCGCAAUUGCAAGAUGGAGUCGAGAUGUCUUGGCUUUGACCCCUUUGCAGGAGAUACAAAUCGUCAGGCUUAACUUCGCCAUGCAAAAUUCCGCAGAUAUGCCACUUGUGGUCACGUGCGUGGCCCGGUUCCUGGAGCCUUUGGCUGGGGGCGUUAGCCAGGAGACUCUGCAGAAGGUGCUGGCAUCUGUCCCUGGUCGGUUCCAAAUCCAAACUCACAUGCUGCGGUUAGACUGGCUGCACAUGUUUCACAGACAGUGCCUCAUGGCAGAACAAGUUGGCCGUGAGAACAUUGCUGUGAGCAGAUAUUUGAGCGUGGAUGCUAGUCCACAGGGCGGGUACGAGUACCUUGCCAUGACUGAGGAAGUGAUCGUAAGAGCGCUGCCCAUCGCACCCCCUGCAAAUCCAUGGGCAGGGUUCCAGCAUGAGUUUCGCACAAUGCCUGUCAUGACAUUGGCGCGGGGAGAGACCCGAACAUUUGUGAAAGCCCAGAGGUUAAGGUCUGCCAUCAUCUUGGAGAAUGGUGAGGCGAACUUCCAGCUUUACAGGAAACAGGUGAAGGGUUGGAUCUCAGAUCAGGGCACUGAGCGAAGAAUUCCUGAAUGGCCUAUGGGCGAGGAGUCCAGCAUGAAAUCACUUGCAGCAUCCUUGCGGGAAGAGGUGUCUGGAGAUGCCCUGGCUGCUGGGACAGGGGAGGCUUUCCUCUUCAAUAGCUGCAAGCAUCCUGGCGUUCUGCACGUGCUCUUCAAUUCAUUGGAAGAGUGCUGCAAAGCCUGCCCCAGGUGGGACGUUGUGGAGAAGCAAGUGUCUGCCGUUUCGAAGCUUCUGACAGACAGAAGCUACAGGGAGAUCGUAGUAAGUGUCAUGAUGAAGCAUGCCACCGCGCAGCAGAAGCGCACAGUGCAGGGAUAUCAUGGUCAGCUGUUGUCCUGGAGAUGGGAAAGUCUGCAUGUGACGCUGAAGCACUAUCUAGAGGUGAGGCCCAUCCUUCUUCUGUACUGGAAUCGUGAGCUUCUGUCGUCAGAAGCUGCCCUGUGCGAUACUGUCGAUGCCGCCUUGCAAGAUCCAUUUCAUCUUGCCUAUGUGCAUUGGGCUUACAUGUUCGCCUGCUUCAUCCAGGAGUGGGCCCAUUGGUUUGAAGGGUGUUUUUGCCAUGAAGCAGAGCUGAAGGCAAGCAGGGCCCGGGCCAAGAUGAAGUGCCCUUGGAAAGGCAAACGAUCCUGUGUGCUGUGUGCUGGCUUUAAGGACGAAAUCGCCCAAUCUGUGUUUCGCCUAGCCAGCACGUCUUUCACAGAGGUCGCGCUGCAGCUGCCAACCGAGGUUGCUGCUGCAAUGGCAUUGAUGGACCAGCAGGCCCGCGAGAAGUGGGCAGCAAUCAUCAGAGAGAAGCUGGCUUAUCUGGAACAUGUUCCUCAUCUCCUCGCAGGGGCAUUUGCUCACCACGCCAUGCCAGACCAAUUUUCUUUGCAGCGCAGCAAGGAUAUUGUGCGGCAAUGUUUCAUCCAGUACGAGGCUCUGCAAGCUCAGGGCCGAACCACGGCCUUGCUAGAGCUUUUGUUUCACAGACGGGCAGACGCUGGGUUGGCCGAGCAGCUGUGGGCCUUUUGCGAGAGCCCCGAAGACAAGGUUUUGGAGGACUUUCCUUUGGCGUGGGCCGAAGUCCAAGACCGCGCCUUUUGCCCGCUCGUAGAGCGUAGCACCGAGCGUCAGCAUGUCUUGAUCAAGAUUGCGUGUCAGAGGACACUCCGACAUGCUGGGCCUGCAAUGACUUGUGUGCGGGCCCGCCGGAGCCAGCUUCAAGCCAUGAUCGAUGAUCCGCAGACAUGCAACUUCCUUGCGUCCAAGUGGCGCAUGCGCCACUUGGAUUGCCAGCUUCUCUCCCACAUAAUGCCGCGGGCGGAGGUUGUUACAAAGACACGUAGCUACAGGAUUUCGCGAAUCUAUGGCUACAGUGAGGAAGACCACUUCAUGGAUGAGUUUGUGGACGAGGAUGGCUGUGGCAAGGAGGCAGAGUGGGCCGAGGAUCUUGACCGGAAGCAGUGGAUGAUAGUGGAUUACUUGAAGAGCCAGCUGCGAACAGGCAUCGUGUUCAGCAUGCCUGAGAGCCUUUUUCAGGCAUUGCUGGGAGACACUUCCGGCGAGGAGUUGCAUGAAGAGCUUGUGUUGGAUCUUGAAAGUUUCGCCAAGGGAUUGCUCCCUACAGACAUCCCUGUGAUCCCUGCCGAGGACUUGGUUUAUGGGUGCAUCCUGGGCGCGAGGCCAGAGAGACGCACUCAAAACACAGUCCUGGCUCAAGGGAGCCGGAAGGGUGCUGUGCACGUGCUCCGCUUUACACAUGUAGAUCUCCAAGAUCCAAGCAUGCCUGGAGUGCUGUACAGCAGCAGCACGCGGCAUACCCUGAACUUUGCAAGGCUGGCUACAACCUCGUGCUUGAAAAUGCUGUCCUCCCAAGUGAGCACUUGGACGCCCAAAGCGACAUCAGUGCAAGUGCAUAUCUUGCCUGCGCAGCAGGAAGCAGGUUCACUUGCAAUUGCGCACGCCGCUGGUGCUACAACGGUCCACUUGCCCGCCUUCGUCACGGACGAGGAUAUGCUGCAGGAUCUGGUCCAAG